CACCCCCUCUUUUGAACAUGGCUGCCUGCGGGACGGUCGCAAUUUAAUACCGGUUUAAGUUAAGUGGAAAGAACAUUUUUAAAAAGAGCAACAGAAUUUUUAACACGCAUUGAAAACGGAUUAUUUAAAUCGAAGUUGGUAUGUUGUGUUAUUAGCAUAUUCAUUUUCUAAUAUACAUUUUUUGGCGUCUGAUCUAACUUAAGUUGUUUAUUAUAUUAUAAAAGUUUAGCAGUACACUAGAUUUAGAGACUAGACAGUCCGACACUACUACUACUCUACUUAGUGUACACUGUAAUAAUAACUGCAAGUAUGAUAAUGAUUGUAUGAAUAGGAAUGAACUGAUUCCACCGAAUGAAUAAUAUAAUUAUUAUAUCUAUAUUAUUAAUAAUAUUAAUAGUAAUUACAUUAUUAUAGCCUAAUUAUUUAAUAUUUUGUCAUGCUUAUGGCUCAUUUAUAAUUUAUAUUAUACUCAUUGUAACCUAUUAAAUUUAAAUCCUUAACCAACCAGUCUUUCUUAAGUCUUAACUCUUAACUUAAGCCUAAGAUUUAAGUUUAAAAAGUAGUAAAUUAGUUAAGUAAUUAGGCCCUAAGUCCUAGAUUUAAACAAAGUAACAUUUGCAUAGCCUUAGUCCUAAGUCCUAAGUCUUAAUAAAAUAACUCUCAGCCUUACCUAGGUCCUAGGCUAGGCCAACCUAAAAAAAAAGCCCAAUUGAGAUAAGGAGUGGUUAUUCACCAUUUAUCGGUAGUAAACCAUUUAUGGGUAAUAAACCAUUUAUCGGUUGGGAAUAACGCUGAAUGUUAUACACUUAUACACAGUUGCUGAACGCUAUACACAGCUGGCUGGGAACUUGAGCAUUAUUUCAAACCGACUGUAUAAUAAUAAUAGUGUCAUCUUAUUAACGUAUCCAGAAAUUUGAUCGAAAGAAAAUUUGGUAAAAUCUUUUUUUCAGUUUUUUUGUUAAAAUUUUGCUUCAAAAAGAAAUUUGAUGAAAUUUUUAACUUGCGAACUGAAAAAAAGAUUCUAUCAAAUUUCUGUUCGUUCAAAUUACCGUCGAUCAAUUUACAGUUGACAAAAUUUCUUUCUAUCAAAUUUCCGGUAACCUCAUAUUAAAGUAUUAAAGUCUGUUAUAAUUAAAACAAAUUAUAAAUUCAAUAAUUCAGUGCAGCCCAUAAUUCCUCUACAUUCUUUUUUUGCUAGCAGUAGUAAACCAUUUAUCGGCUGGGAAUAAUGUUGAGCAUUAUACACAGUCGGCUGGGAAUGCCUCCCAUUGUUAUAUACUUGUGAAAGAAAAAGAAAGUGGGAGGUUGGCGGGUGGGGGUCCGACUAGUCUGAAAGUUAUGUCACUUAUGAUGGAAUUCACCUAUAGAGAAACUAAGCUAAGUGAAAUCAUAUGAUGCAUUCAUUAUUUAAUGCAAGGAUCAUCCUAUUAUUUUUUUUUCUGUCAGAUAAAUAUCUGAGGAAAACUUACUGAAUCAAGGCAGGCUUUAAACAAGCAAUCAUCUCGCAGACAGCCAUGUCCAGUGUAUUGGUUGUGUUUCGUCUUACCAGAUUGGUGUCUGUGUCUGCACCUCUGGCUCAAACUCUUAGUGUGAGUAUUUAUGAAGUCAUUCAUUUUUUAUGGGUAUUUCAAACUGUUUGUCCAGUUUCAUCACAAAAUAAACAGUAAUGUUAGUAAGUAGUGAAACGGACUAUUAGUAGAGUACCUCAAAAUAGUUCAGAGGUUAUACAAAUUUUUAAACUUAGGGCAGGGGGCCAUCUAUAAAUGAUAUGCUUCUCUUCUUCUUCUUCUAUAUCUUAAGGGCCCACGAUCAAUUUAUUGAUCAUUUUGGCUCCUAUGCAUGUAGAUGGGAUUUGCCAUGUUUCUGUUACUGGUGGUGAUGAGGAAAUUAUGCACUAGGGGUUUGAAGGCUUGAGGCAAUAGACACAAAUGUGUCUAGUGUUGUCGCCUCAACUGUUCCUUUUGAAAGAUGGUUCCAGUCCCUGAUUGUCUUGGGCAGGAAUGAGCAGCUCCUAUACUGGCUUCUUGCUGGUAUGAGCCUGAAUUGCCUGUCAUGGCCUCGUCGCUGUCUAUGGGGGAGAGGGACGAGUUUCUGUUUAAUACUGGAACAGUGGACCAGCCCAUUAUUUAUCUUGUAAAUCAUGGAGAGCCUGGAUUGUCGUCGUCGUUUCUCCAAUGGUGACCAGCCUAGUGUUUCUAGCAUGCUGCCAACACUAGAGGUAUUCCUGUAGCGGUUUAGGACAAGUUGGGGGAGGGUCACAAAUUUGUGAUGAUGUAAUGCGAGGGAGUCUAAAAUUGUGUAAUGGGAGGGGAGGGUAGUUGAAAUCUACAAAACUAGCAAAACUAGUGGAGCAAGAUAUGUUUGGAACUGAAAAUAAAAGACAAGACAUUAAGCUGACCAUUCAGCUAGGUGCCUUCUUCAGCAGACACUACAAUUGAACGAGAAGCCAAAAUAGUGUAGCAUCCAUUAUGAUUUGCGUCUAAUUGAUCUUCAUUUACAUAGAUAAGUUUGUUCAAUUGUUCCACCUCAGCUGAACCUUUCAGUUUUCAGAUAUUUUUUUGCGUUUGCCUCACAUUUUAUACACAAAUACAGUAAAAAAAAAUAUUUUUUUUAUGGUAUGAAUUUUGUUCUAGAUUUUAUAAUUUUGUUAAAGGACAAAUUUAAACUAAAGAGUACCCAUGCACUACUUAUUAAGUAAUUAUAUUUUUAACUUCCUUUCCUCUUAGCAUAACAUUUCCUGCCAGUUCCAUCCAUGUCCUGCCAAACAUUUCUCAACCUCACCUUCAUCACGAAUGUCUUCCUCACCUAAACCUCUUGACCCAGGGGUAUUUUAUGAAGCAGUAAAGACUUCAGGGGUUAAUUUUUUCUGUGGAGUGCCUGAUUCAUUGCUUAAAGGUAUUGUAUGCUAAUUUCAAUUGUAUACAUACUUAGAUUUUUAAACUUUUAAUAAGCACAUUGACAAAUUUUGAAGCACUCAAUUUCAGAAUAAGUUUAAACAUGUUUAAGCUGCAAAGUUUCUUUAAGAAAAUAACAUGCACAACUCUUUUUCAUUCCCAAACUUUAUCGCAGCUUUCCUAAAUUAAUUUUGAUUCUAGAUGAAAAUUGCUGUUUUGAUAAAUUUGUGAAGCCCAUUGAAAAUGGGGCUCUGUUUAAAAGUAGAAUUAUUUUAAAUCUCAUUAUUUUUCAUUUUGUAAUAUUUAACACACCUUAGAAAGACUUGGGGGGAAAAAAACUGUUAAAGCCAUCUAAAUUGACAUAUUAUUGAAAAUAUGUUGUUAAAAGCCCUGAAGUUAAUUAACUAUUGAUUGUUAAGGAUCAAUAAUUCCCAAUCAAAACAGCUUAUGUUAAAACACACAAACUGUGUUGUGCAAUGUGUGAUUAAUUAAGGUUUCCCACAUUUAGAAAGUAGUUUCUUCGUUUAUCUUAUAAAGCAACCCCAUGCAGCUAUUCUCUGCUGCAAGAGAAUUAACCAGAGUUUUUGUUCAAAACAAACGACUUUAAAUCUUUUGACAUUAUUUGUAUUAAUUAACUUGGAUCUGUAAUUAUAAUAUUCAAAGCAACAAAAUGCUGGCUUUUAUUUUAACAAAUAACCAAGGACAAGAAUAUAAUAUUGUAAGAAACAAUUCUAAGAUGAAUUGAAAAAUAGAAAUAUUCAUUUCUGUUUCACUGGAGACCAGUGGCUCCCCAAGUGGGUGGUAGGGUGUGCUGUGCGAGCGCAUCCGGAAAUCGCUCAAAACCAAUGUUUACUAAGGAAUUUUUGUUUGAAUGGAAGUAAGUUGGAGCUGAAAUUUGUUCAAAGAAAUAUUUUUUCAAAAGGAAAUAAUGUGGGAAAAGACAAAUGUAAAUUUUAUUUUGAAAUGUAAUUUUCCCCGUUUCAUCUUCCCUUAAAAAUUCUAAAAACAAAAAAUCUUGGUUGAACAAAUUUCAUUUCAAACUCACUCCUGCUGAACUAACUUCAAACAACAAUUAAUUUUAAAAUAAAAAAAAUUGAUUUCAUAUUAGUUUCAGGUACCAGCUUUGUUAACAUGAAAAGAAGAAGCAGAAUGUUUUGUAAAAAGUGAAAAAAAAGAUACAAAGAUUUUUCUUUCCACUGUACAGCAGUGGUUCCCAAAGUGGGUGGUAGGGUGUGGUUUGUAAACAUUAAGAGGAGAGCAGUAAUGAUUUUAGCUUCAUCUAAGGCAGUGGUUCUCAACCACUCGGGGUUUGCCUUUCAGUGUCAGCGAUCACUUGAUAACUGAAAUAGUAAGAUUUAUAUUUUAUGUGAGAUAAUCAUCUAUUUAGUUUUCCUUUUGUAUAAAUAAAAUAGAUACCAUAUAUGGACAUACGGUAUUGAACGUAAUUAAAAUAUAUUAAUAUUUAACUUUUUUCUGAUUAUGUGUGGUGUAACAAAAGUUUGAGAUUGAAAAUAAUCUUUAUUUCUUAUCAUGAGAUCUGAUUUUCUACCCAUUAUUGAACCAUUAUAGUUUUAAACAUGGAGUUGAAAACAAAAGAUUGUUUUACUCAUGUAUAUGCAAAUAUCUCAAAGUAAAUUUGCUCUCUGUAGCCAAUCAAUAAACUUUUGACAUCUGCCAAUAACUGACAAUCUUCUGUAUUUUAUAGCUGCAUGAGUCUCUGUUUAUUUAUUGCUGGAUGUUCUUAAAUAAUGGUUUCUUCAACUCUUUAUCUCAUAUUUCAAAACCUCUUGACAAACAGUAACCUAGACAGAUGUUGUAUCUUUGCUUUCCUAAAAUUGAUUUGUUGUCCUAAAUUUCCUAUUUGAGGAUUAACAUUUCAAAGAAGAGAUAAGUUUCAGAUUUUUCGAUGUUGUCUGUUUACAGAAAUAAGUAUCAUGGGUUCUGUAAGUAGUUUUAGCUGAAUAAUACCAAGAAAACCCAUGAGAAGUUCACUAAAGGCGCCCUCAGGGGCGUACACAUUUCGCUGUAAUAAAGGAGUUGACCCAAGUUUAGAGCUGUCUUAAGCCACUGAUUUAUGUUCCCUCUUGCAUGGUGUCUUAAGGCUGAAUUCUUUGGAAACACAUUUUUUAUCUAUCACCAACUGGCUUGUCAUAAGGCUGAAGGCUUUGAGAGACUUAUAUGUUAUCUAUCACCAACUGACUUUUUGCCUAUAAUUAUAUUUCAUUAUUUCAGAUUUUUGUGCAUAUGUUACUAGUAAUGCUUCUGAAAAAGAUCAUGUGAUUGUAGCGAAUGAAGGUGCUGCUGUUGCAUUGGCCAGUGGCUACCAUUUAGCCACAGGGAAAACUGCUAUGGUCUAUUUGCAGGUAUUCAUUUUAAUAAUACUUUAGAGAAAUAUAAUAAAAUUUCCCAAAACAAACUAAUAAACACAAACUUAUGAAGUUAUCUUACUACUUUAUAUUGUUUGGGAGACAUUUUUGUGUGUGUUUAUUAAAGUCUAUGAAAUAAGCCCAUUACCUGCCAGUAUAAUUCUAAUAAACUUGUAAACGUCUUUUAAGUAAUCAUCUUGACUUGCCUGUCAGAACUCAGGUCUUGGGAACAUGGUAAAUCCCCUGAUGUCUCUUGCCAAUCCAGCAGUCUACAGUAUUCCUAUAUUGCUGCUUGUUGGCUGGAGAGGAGAGCCAGGAAUCAAAGAUGAGCCUCAGCAUAGGGCACAGGGAGGAAUAACUAAAAACUUGCUAGGUAGGUUGUUUUUUUCUCCCGUCAAUAUCUGUUUUACUCAAUGCAAGCAGCUAAAAAUUAGCGGGAAGAAAAAAGUUUUAAAAAUGUAGACUGGGAAUUUAGCAUAAAACUGUCAGUGCUGUUUCUCAUUUUGUUGAGUUUUAUGUAAUUUUUGUAUCAUUACGUUCAUGGAGGAAGGCAUUCAGCCUAAUCAUUCAUUUAUUAUUGAGCUACAACAUACCUUGUCAUUAAUAUUUCUUUCAAGAUUUACUAGCAAAAAAGUUUCUUUUUCUAGAGUAGAAAAAAAAAAAAAUUCAUAAUUGUUACCAUAACUUAUUUCAUGGGUGACAACUCACAAUAAACACUUCAUCUCUGCUUUUCAGCUUAAAUCAACAUUUCUUUCAGGGAAUGUAAUAGUCAGGGCUUUAAUUUAGGAAUCAAUUAAUGUGUUUAUCCCUGUCAAUAAAAUUUCAUUGACAGGGAUAGUUAUUCCUCUUUUUUGAAAGUAACUCAACCCUUCAACACCUCCUGAAAGAAGUUCUUGUAUCAUUACAAAACAAUUCACACUGUGUUAUUUUACUACAGAAUGUAUGGACAUACCUUGUGCUGUCCUCCCGAAGGAUCAAGAUGAAAUGAAGGCUGUAAGUUUUAUUAUGUGCUACAUUUUCCGUCCCUUAAAAAUAACUUUACAACAUACACCAUUUAUAUACCAUUUAUAUUAAAUACCAGUGUUUAUUUUGAAAUCUGCUUUCUUUUGAACAGGUAGUUUUAAAAAGUGACAGAGUUGUUAAAAACAUAAUUUGAAGAAGUUUACAUUGUUCAAAUGGACUUGUUUCUUUUGCAGCUGUUGAAGAGAGCUCAUGAUCACUUUGAGGAGAAGAGAUCACCAUUUGCCCUGUUGGUCAAGAGUAAAACAUUCUCAGCCUGCAAGCUGAAGACUUCAAAUGAUAACAAGUAAGUUGAUUGCCUCUGGCUGUAGUAUUAGUCAACUUGUGUACUUGUCCGCAAAUUAAAGCUCACCCAGAGAUCCCUCAACUGUAACACCAAUGGCCGAGAUAGUUGGCUACCUUGUAAACUUUCUUAAAAGCAUUGCAUGAUUGAUGCUUAAAGUAUACAGGAGAACCCGGUUAUGUCGACCACCUCGGGGUUUGCCAAAAAGCUUCGAGAUAACCGAUGAUCGAGAUAACCGAAAACCAAUAUGGCGGCAAUGUAUUAACAUGUGCUUGAAAUUUCUUUAUGUAAUUGAUGGGCAUUAAUAAAUGCAGGUACUUAGUAAAGAAGAAAAAUAUUUCUUUUUUAAAUAGUACAGUUAUUUAAGAUAAGAUAAGAUUCUUUUAUUGAUCCAAACAAAUGGAAAUGAUUUUUAAUUGCAUUGUACAUUUUCACCACAUAAAUAAAACAAUUUUAACAUUAUUUAUUAAGCGACUUAAAAGAAUCGACACAACCAAGGAGAAAAUGCUAAGACAAAGAGAGAAUUUGGCGGUUCCACUUCAAAAACAUCACCAUAACAGGGUUGGCGAGUUAACCGAGGUCGAGAUAGUCGGGCUCGACUGCACUUCUAUUUUGUUAUAUUAACAAACACGAACAGUAUCUUAAUUAUAUUCCUCCCCUCAACUCCCUUGGGUAAAGGGUAUAAGCAGAGGCACAAAUCUUCUACCACUUACGGCAGAAGACAACAGCCAACUUGAGGGUGAUGGGAAUCGACUGUCUUAGCUCUUUUGACAAGGAAAAACCCACACAAUUAUUUUUAUUACACUUUGAAUAAUCACUUACAAUUUCUGUUACUUUUUCCUACCAUCAUGAUUGUAAUUGUUUUUGUUUCUCAAAAUUCUUGAAAGAUAUAUUUCUUACCAAGACUGAGCAUUUAAUUUCAUCAUCAAUCCUUUCAUUAUGAUAGUUUUCCACUCACAAGAGAAGAGGCGUUGUUCAAAGUUAUCAACUGCCUGGACGAAAAUGAUGCUGUUGUGGGUACCACUGGAAUGCUGUCUCGGGAGCUGUUUGAAUACAGGUAUAUACAGUGGUUUAGGGUUGUCUUUUUUUGCCUUAGAGGUUAGGGGCCAUCUAUAAAUGAUGUCAUGCAUGGGGGGGGCUAUGAUUUGUGGUGAUGUAUUGUGGGGGUUUCUAAAUAUUAAGACAAAUGUGGUCAGGGGAUCCAAAAAUUUCCAAAAAUAGUCUGAUGACCCCUACUACAUACACCUUGAUGUUGCUUUAUCUAUGACAGUAGUUAACAAACUUGGUCUUCUAAUAAGUCACUCUUUAAAUAUCAGCUUUUAUUAUUUCAUGAAAUGGGAAGUGCGCCAAGAAUUUUUUAAUAGUGUAUGAAUGAAAUAAAGCAAAACUAGUUUCAAAUUUAAAAAAAACACUAAAUCACUGAUUCAGCUCUAUACAUUAAAAAAUCUGCUCCAUUCAUUUUUUUAAAGAAAGUAGAAUCAUUAAAUUGAGAUGGUUAUUUUUGAAGAAUAGUUUCAGUUAUUUUGUGCCUAUAUUGGUAUCAUGUAAUUGGAUUGGUUCAUUUUAAAAGCACCCUGUUGACAUCAACUAUGUUCAGGGUACGAUUAGGUUGAUGCUACUUUCAUUCUAUGGCACUUCGUGUUUGGACUCACACAAACAUCAAUAUCCACAUCAUCAAUCCACUGUGCUGGAGGUAUAUUGAUGAGCCAUCUGCUCCUUGGUAUCUGUGGAUACACCAUCCUGACUCCUCUGUAAUCUAUCAUCCCCUCCAGAUGUCCCAUCCAGUGCAGUCUUUCAAUUCCCACCACUGUUGAUGUGUGCUCAUAUUUACUUCUUGAUCAGUGUGUAGUUUCCUUCCAUUAUAAUCUUUCAACGAUUUCAACAAACUCCCUACUAACUUUUGGUGGAACUUUACACUUUAGGCUUUUAUUACUUUUUGCAGUAUUGUUUAAAUUUACACACUUGUAAAUAAAAAUUUAUUUUCUUUUAAAAAUAUAUUGCAACACUAUCAUUUUACUUGAAAAAACUUGCAACUAUUGUCACUAAUGUCACAGGGUUUCUAUGAAAAUGGGUCACGCCAGAGACUUCUUGACUGUAGGAUCUAUGGGACAUGCCUCGGCUAUAGCUUUAGGAAUUGCUCUUCAUAAAAAAGAUCGUCAGGUAAAAUUCAGAUAUUAAUAUUUUGUAACAAUUCACUAAAUAAGGACCGUUUUAGUUUUAAGCACAGUUUUGUAAUAAAAAGAAAAUUGAUUUAACCAUGUGGAGGUUCUUCACUAAUUUGUUGCUUCUUUUAGAAAUUACUGGCAAGACCACAAGACACUUGAUAUUCAUAACUUGCAUCUAUUGAAUUUAUUUUUUACUUCUGUACUGUUGUCCAUUGAAUGCUGAGGAUAACUUUUUUUUAUCACAGUAGAUUUCUGUUCUCUGUUAAAAAAUUGUACUAGAAUUCACAUUUGUGUGACUCCUACAGGUAUUCUGCUUGGAUGGUGAUGGUGCUGUACUCAUGCACAUGGGUACACUGGCCACCAUCGGCCAGCAGGGUCCACCUAACUUGAAACAUAUUGUUUUCAACAAUGGUGCCCACGACUCUGUUGGGGGGCAGCCGACGGAAGCUGCAAAUCAUGAUGACUUUGACUUGUGUGCCAUUGCCAAGGGAUGUGGUUACAAAGAGGUGAGAGUUGUAGACUUGACUCACCUCCAAACUUAGCUCAGAAGCCAGUCAUUGGGAAUAAUGUUUGUGUAAAUGGAUUUGUAAAUUAAUAAUAUUCAUCUAUAUGUGGUGAAAAUAAUUUAUUUACUAAAAAAUAUUUUUUCAGUUUUAAAAAAAAAACCAACAGAUUAUGAUUUGAUUUCAUUGUACUAAAUUCCUAAAUUACAGAAUUUUAAAAUUUAUUUGCAUUCAUUUCAUCCCACGGCAGGUGUUUGUUGCCAAAACAGAGCAGGAAAUUGAAGAGAAAGUCCAAUACCUUCACAAAGCAAAGGGUCCCAUACUAUUGGAGUUAAAGGUCAAACUGGGCUCGAGGUCUGACCUAGGAAGACCAACCAGAACAACUCAUGAAAACAAAGAGGAUUUCAUGGAUUUCUUACGGGUUUAAGUACUUACGUUACUUUGCUUUCAGCAUGACAGUUUUAUAAGAUGUUGCCUGUGCAUCAGUGUUUUGUUUCAAGAGUGGUUCUCUCAACUGUUUGCCUUAAUGGGAUUUUUUUUAUUACUAUUAUUUGGUUCGUAUGAUAUUGGGGUAUCAUCUUUGUAUGGUUGUUCAUUUAAAUGAUAUAUUACAUAUCUGUCUAAAAAAAACUUAAUUUAUAACUAAUGGCUGUGUUUAAUUUAUAUUUAUACUUAAAAUUAAUGCAGAAAAGCUAUUUAAUUGAUAAGAAAACAUAUGCUAUAUUAUGUAAAAAUACUUUAUUGAUAAAAAAUUUGGUACUUGAAGGAAUUUUGUUCAAAUAAUUUUUAUGGGGAUUUUCUGUUUACAAAGAAUGUAAGAUAUAUUUAAUGUUUCCCCAUACAUCAAAUGACAUUUUAUUGUAGUGCAAAAAUUUUGACAAAUAGUAUUAGCUUGUACAUGACGAAGUUUCAUUUAUGCUUAUAUGUGGGUUUGUGCAUUGAUUUUACUUUUUAUGUUUGACAUACAUUCAACUGGGUCUGUCGUAAAAGCCAUACAGUCAUAUGAUUUUUUUUUUAUUUUGAGAGUCGUAGUUGUGAAAGAUCAGUGGCCACAUCAUGGCUUUUUUUUUUUUUUUGCUUGAGUUUCUAAAAAUUAUAAUUGUUAAAUUAUGCCUCAUAUUCUUAAUUUUAUUAUUUAUAUUUUAAAGAAUAUAAGUGCAAAAACUUUGUGGUAUUUUUAUUUUUUUUUUUUUUUUUUUUUUUUUUGCUUGAGUUUCUAAAAAUUAUAAUUGUUAAAUUAUGCCUCAUAUGCUUAAUUUUAUCAUUUAUAUUUUAAAGAAUAUAAGUGCAAAAACUUUGUGUGAUUUUUAUAAAGAUUUAAAUUUAGGAUACCAAAUCCUAAAUUUUAGUGAAAUUCCAGUAGUAAGCUUUUGUUUGACUAUUAAUACCGGGUUACUUUGGAGUCAGUAAGUUUUUAUUUAGAGUAUUUUAAGCCUGUUAGUAUAAUCAUUUUUCUUAAUCUGAACUAUUCCCACAGCACAUUGAGUGAGCCCUAACGUUAUGUUACAGAAAGAAAUGCAAUUUUUUGCAUUGUUAAAGCUUGGUUUGUCAACAAUUUUAUUAUCAUUAUUAUUAGUGGUUUUUAUAUCGUGCGGUACCCCAGCCUAGGGCUGGGCUCACCAUGCGGUACAUUCAAUUUAACAAAUGUAAUCAUGAGCUUAAAAAUUAACAUCCAUUAAUUAAGUAAAAACAAUCCAUUGCAAAGUGACCUUGCCCUUGAUUGCUGUGCAAAAUAAGAUUUUUUUUUGUUUACAUCAGUACUUAAUUCACAAAAAGUUAUUUAACUUUCUUGUGUUUUACCCAUGAAGUAAGAUUACAGUGAAGUAAAAAUGGAGUAGUAAAAUUACUUAAUUUUAUACAGUAGUUUAAAAGAGACAUAUUUUAAAAUUUUGUUUUCAUGUUUCUUUAAAUUAGAUCUGGUUCUGCUUUUUUAGUUUGUGUGCCAUAUUUAUAAUAUUAAUGUUGCAUAUGUAUUUUUUUCAUUCUGUUUUCAGAAUUUAAAUGUACUUUAUUUUCAAGCUCUUUUUAUUUUUAAAAAAAAAAAGAAUAACAGAGACUAGGAAACAUUUAACUGAAUACUGUGCUGUCUUGCAUUCUCAAAAGUUUCUCUUAAGCAUUUGAAUGUGAUAAUAGUAUAUGAGGUAGCAUCUUUGCAGCAUCUGUUGAGAGUGAAAACAGUUUCACCCAUUUUACACAUUUGUUGUUCUAUGCAUGCGUACAUAUACAGUAUUUAAGACACACAAGCAUUCAAAGCACAACUUUCAAAACUUAUCAUUUCUGAAAUGUCAAUUGCCAUGGAGUGUGUUCAAAUAUUGGUAAAACAGAGUAGCUUGCUCAUGGUAAACAUUAUUUUUCUUUAGUACCUCAUGACAGUUAUUAGUCUACAUUGUUCUAUGCCAGUUUUUUCAGUCUGUUUUGCUCUAUGCCAUUCUAUUCUGCUCUAUGCCAGUUCUGUCUACAGUCUCCAAAGCUGCUUUUUUUAAAAUUUGGAACACAAAAAAAAACUGAUUGAGGAUGUACCCUUUUUACAGGAAAUAUAGCACUUUCAAAUAAGACCCUAGAAGAACACAUUUCCCUUGGACCAGCUACUCUCUUAGACCAAUAUUAGGUCAUGUUCCCCUGUAUCAGUAACAGAAAUGGAACAAUAACAAUUUUUACUUUACACACAUUGUCAUUCUCAAAUCAUGUUUGUUUUAUCACUUAGUUAUUAAACCGGGGGUUGUCAGACCUAUCUUUAAAAUACCCAGUAUUAAAGUUUGCAUCGAAAUCCACUUAUAGAUCAUUCAAUGAAUGAAACUUACAUGAACGAAGCACGUUGUUCUCUUGUACUGAAAAGUAAAGGUGUUUCCAACAUCAUCAUACUCCCCCCCCCAUCAUGAUCAAGUAACAUUCCACUUAUGAUUCUCCUGGUCAUUAAAAAUUGCUUUUUGUAUUUAAACAUUUUAUUAUGCUGUGUUAAUUAAUUUCAAAAGAUAUGGCUCAAAUUCUUAUCUUGACUUAGUGUUGUUGCCCGAUUUAUCCCCGAUUAUUUUUACAUAAACUUAAGCAUAACAAAAUGGCUGAGCAUAAUUUCAAGUUUCUCUUAUAAUCUUAUUUUGAGAGAAUAUGGCAAUACUUUUUUUAUAUUUCUUAAUUUUGUUAAAAACUCUACAUGCAAUUAUGGUAAUCUUGAUCGGUUUAAAAAAAUAAUUUGGGCUCUCUACAGGGACUAUUUUGAUUUUAAAAAAUAAAAAUAAUUCCUUUGUAUUUUAUUUGCCAAUUUCUAUGUGUUAAUUGUUUUAUCAAGUUGUACAAAUAUUUUUUUAGAAAUUGAGGAGCAUGCUUAACAAAUAGUAUGACUUAGUAAACUAAAUUUUACUUCUAAAUAAGCAAGUAUUUUAAGCAUCAAUUCACUCUUUGCUCCCAUUUUAAAUUGCAAAGGUUAUACGUAAAUUCUUCCGCAGGCCUGGUUACACUGGAACUCCCAAAAUAGAAAAAUAGUCUCAGAAUAGUGCUUUACCAUUUCAAAAUCGUACAAAUGCCAUGAUGUAUUAGUAAAUUAACAGACAAUAUAAUGUAUACAAUGACAUCGCAUGUCUAAUAAAGGUCACUGUAAAAGUAGAUGACUGACGUUUAUGUAUGUACUACCAAAUAUACCAAGUGUUUCCCAGGAUUGCAUUUGGAAAAAACAAUUUCUAAAGCCUUUUAGAUAACAUCUAAAGUAACAGUACUCUACAAAAAACAUGUCACUAAAGAAAAAUACAAAAUUUAAAUUUUCACCUUCAAAAUGCACAUUUAAAACAACUUUUGUAAACAUUACGUUCCCCGAUGGGAUCCCGUUCUCUUGUGUGUUCCCGUUUGAUAAACUUCCAAAAUUAUCUUUAUUUCUUAUUCCAUAACAUUCGAUGAAAAUCAUUGAAAGUUAUGGAAACAUAAACAUAAAAAGGACAUUUAUACAAUCUUAAAGCAUUUUAAAUUUUAGAAAAAAUUAAAGCUGUAGAAUUAGCUAAAUAUCUUCAAGAAACUUAUAAAAAGAUAACUAAGCAACAAUGUGAAAAUCCCCUUCGGUUUUGAAUAUGAAUAAAGUGUAAGAGUACGAGUUUGGUCAAGAUCCAAAAGCUAUGUUUGAAAUUUUAUUUAUUAGCUCAAAUAAGAAAAAACCCAAUUUAGUACCAUUUGAUAGAUGAAGAUGUGAUGAGGGAGUGCACCAAGCAUAAGUGGGGUUUGAGGAGGAGGCUGAGCCCCCUUCCUAGAAUUUUUAAAUUCAUAAUGCAUGUAAAAUUGUUUUAUAAUUUAUUGCUUAUUUCUAUCUAUAUUUUUAUGUCUAUCAAAAAAAGGGGCAGGUCACUGAAAUUGCCCGUACUUUCCCAAAAAAUGAUCAAGCAUUAAUGCCAAAAAUGAAAAUCGCCAACAGAAUGCAGAAAUAAGUUCCUUUGUGAUACAUCCAGAGGCCACACCCCUGCAUUGAGCCUAGGAGGAGCCUGAUUUUAACUUAUGUUAACAUAUUAUAGUUAAUAACCACAGCAAGCUGUAAUGGGAGCCAGGAAGAGAAGUAAUGGGAGCCAGGAAGAGAAGUAAUGGAACAAAACUGGGUUAUAUGAAUCAUUUAACAGCUUAGUGACUUCUAAAAAUAGAUUUCAAAAUCUGCUCUGCUGCUGUGCAGUUGAGAGUCCAUUUGCUUUUAUGUAUAUUUUUUAUUCCAUCAUUUUUUAACAACUUAUUUGUAGAAUGCCAUGUUAGAAUUUACAUUUAAUUAAUAUAUCUGGUCCUGUGCAAAUAUAUCUACACAAAUUUCAACAAUUUUUGAUACCAAAGAUGGCAUAAAUAAGAUGCCAGAUUUACCCUUUACAACCUGUUAUGUUUUAGAUCAGUUUUGCCCCUUAUCUUUUAAAGUACUUUGGAACAGUAAUGUAAUGUCUUGAUGUGGAAAUCUAAUCAACAUUUAAAAUUUUAUUGAAAUUAUGCAAAUUUUAUGAAUCCAAUAUGACAUGUUUUUUAAAAUUUCCAUUCUUUCUCAUUAUAAUUAUAUAUAUAUGUAAU
Molecule: messenger RNA, 14250 nt
Organism: Lymnaea stagnalis (great pond snail)
Lineage: Eukaryota; Metazoa; Mollusca; Gastropoda; Lymnaeidae
Source: the annotation of a GenBank genome assembly